Molecule: messenger RNA, 1120 nt
Organism: Monopterus albus (swamp eel)
Lineage: Eukaryota; Metazoa; Chordata; Actinopteri; Synbranchiformes; Synbranchidae
Product: UDP-glucuronosyltransferase-like
Exons: 7
Coding region: 137-922 (261 amino acids)
Molecular function (GO): UDP-glycosyltransferase activity
Source: RefSeq, a predicted model, not a curated record
UUUACUUGAGCCGCUGCUUUGCCGCCUGCUGUACUGGCACUUUGAUGAAAUAGCUUAUCAGUUCCUGGGAGAGGAGGUGGGCGUAACUCAAAUUUUGUCAGACUCUGCUAUCUGGCUGCUGAGGGUGGACUUCACGAUGGAGUUUCCGCGUCCUCUCAUGCCUAAUGUGGUAUUAGUCGGUGGCAUCAACUGUAAUGUGAAGAAUCCUCUGCCUGAGGAUUUGGAGCCCUGGGUGUCAGGAGAACAUGGAUUUGUGGUAUUCACUCUGGGCUCCAUGGUGUCAGAUCUAUCAGAAGAAACAACCUCCGUCUUCCUAGAGGCCUUCAGACAGAUUCCACAGAAGGUGAUAUGGAGAUAUUCUGGACAGGUUCCUGACAAUGCCCCAGAAAAUGUGAAGAUGAUGAAAUGGGUGCCUCAAAAUGAGCUGCUAGCACAUCCUGGAGCUCGAGCUUUCAUCACUCACUCUGGUUCACAUGGUAUCUUUGAGGGACUGUGUCACGCUGUUCCCAUGGUGAUGGUGCCACUUGCUGGUGACCAGCAAGACAAUGCACAGAGGAUGGCGAGCAGGGGAGCAGGAGUCAUCUUGGAUAUUUUUUCUAUCACUACAGAAAAGCUCCUCUGGGGAUUGAAUGAGGUCAUCAAUGACACUAGAUAUAAAGAGAGAGUUCAGAAGCUGUCAGCUCUCCAUAAAGACCGGCCAAUCGACCCACUCGACCUCUCAGUGUUCUGGACAGAAUUUGUGAUGCGCCACAAAGGGGCGAAGCAUCUUAAAUCUGCUGGACAGGACCUCAACUGGCUGCAGUACUUUUGCCUGGAUGUUUUAGCACUACUGGCUACUGCAGUGUUGGUUUUUCUAAUGCUAACAGUAAAAUGCUUGAAACUGUGCUUCCGGAAACUGAGCAGGAAGAGGAAGCAGGACUAAACUACUAGUAGUGGUAGACUGAUUGACUGAUUAAUCUGACCAAUAUUUGGCACUUUCAGAUAACUGGCAUCGGCCGAUGUCAUGCUUACAAGGCUGAUUAACAAACACAUCUGCAGGUAGCCUUGUUCAGUGUUUUCUAAAUUACAUGUGGACAUGUUUUUGAAUUUAAAAUAAUGGGAGUGCAGAAUGUAGCAGCAG